Messenger RNA from Striga asiatica, 3859 nucleotides. Lineage: Eukaryota; Viridiplantae; Streptophyta; Magnoliopsida; Lamiales; Orobanchaceae. The record is from the annotation of a GenBank genome assembly.
AAAAUUCAAUUUCUGAUUUAUCCAUGAACUGCUUAUUAUUUGGAACUUCCCAGCUACCUAUUCUUCACUCUUUAUUGGACACAAAGACCGACUGUCUCAUGUUCCUGCCACGUGCCGACACGAAGCUCAUCGUCAUCACCAAAUCUAUAAAUUCUUUUUAUUUUUCGAACCCCCGAAGGUUCAUUUUUAUUCGUAAUAUAAUAUGCUCAGAAGACUGCUCUUUUCGGCCACCUCCUCAUCAAGCCACCUCCGUUCUAGCCGCAACCCCUCUUACAAAUCGGCGAAAAAUUUCAAGAAUUCAAGGCUAUUUUCAUCCUCCUGGCCUUUAUCGCUGGUUUUUUAUCGGCCCUUUACGCCGUCCAGAGUCUACGCUAUGGCUGACGACGGGUCCUCCGGCACGGCGUCGUCUGGGAGGCCCACGCACUCCAACCGUCUUGCGGCGGAGCAUAGCCCUUACCUUCUUCAACACGCCCACAAUCCCGUGGAUUGGUAUCCAUGGGGGGAGGAGGCUUUUUCCGAAGCACGCAAAAGGGAUGUGCCUAUCUUCCUGUCAAUUGGGUACAGCACGUGUCACUGGUGUCAUGUGAUGGAAGUGGAAUCUUUUGAGGAUGAAGAGGUUGCAAAGUUACUCAAUGAUUGGUUUGUUAGUAUCAAGGUGGACAGAGAAGAAAGGCCAGAUGUAGAUAAGGUAUACAUGACCUAUGUACAAGCGUUAUACGGUGGUGGUGGUUGGCCAUUAAGUGUCUUCCUUUCUCCCGAUCUGAAGCCUUUGAUGGGUGGCACUUAUUUUCCUCCAGAUGAUAAAUUUGGCAGGCCAGGCUUCAAAACAGUUCUUAGGAGGGUUAAAGAAGCAUGGGACACGAAGAAGGAUGCUUUGGUCCAAAGUGGGACAUUUGCAAUCGAACAGCUUUCAGAAGCCUUAUCAGCUACAGCAAGAUCCAAUAAGGUUCCUCAAGGACUUCCCCAGAAGGCAUUGCAAAAAUGUGCUGAACAGCUUGCCGACAGUUACGACUCGAAAUACGGCGGAUUUGGGUCUGCUCCGAAAUUCCCGAGACCAGUCGAAAUCCAGCUCAUGCUUUACCAUUCAAAGAAACUAAACGAGAAUAGCAUGACGAGCGAGGCAAAAGAAGACCUAAAUAUGGUUAUCCUAACCUUACAGUCCAUGGCAAGGGGUGGAAUACAUGAUCAUGUCGGAGGUGGUUUUCACAGAUAUAGCGUCGAUGAAUGUUGGCACGUGCCACACUUUGAGAAGAUGCUAUACGACCAAGGGCAACUAGCUAAUAUUUAUCUCGAUGUAUUUGCCAUCACAAAAGACGUGUUAUAUUCGAGCAUGGCUCGGGACAUUCUCGAUUAUUUGAGGAGAGAGAUGAUCGGCCCUAGCGGUGAGAUAUUUUCGGCCGAGGAUGCUGAUAGUGCAGAGUUCGAAGGUGCCUCGAGGAAAAAAGAGGGUGCCUUUUAUAUUUGGACUAGCAAAGAGGUUGAUGACAUACUUGGAGAGAAUGCAAUGCUGUUUAAGGAGCAUUAUUACGUAAAACCAUCGGGCAAUUGUGAUUUGUCAAGAAUGAGUGAUCCCCACAACGAGUUCAAGGGUAAGAAUGUGCUGAUCGAGCGAAUAAGUACUUCUGCAAUGGCCUCGAAAUUAGGUAUGUUGGUUGAGGAGUAUCUGAAGAUAUUGGGGAUUUGUAAACAGAAGCUUUUUGAUGUGAGAUCACAACGCCCGAGGCCGCAUUUGGAUGAUAAGGUUAUUGUAUCUUGGAAUGGACUUGCAAUUUCUUCAUUUGCAAGGGCAUCUCAAAUUCUGAAGGGUGAACCGGAAGGCACUCAAUUCUAUUUUCCAGUUGUUGGAACUCAUCCAAAAGAGUACAUGGAAGUUGCAGAGAAAGCAGCUACUUUUAUCCGAAAAAAUCUUUACGACGAGCAGACACGAAAACUGAAGCACAGCUUCAGAAACGGGCCUUCGAAAGCACCCGGCUUUCUUGACGAUUAUGCCUUUCUGAUAUCGGCUGUUUUAGACCUUUAUGAAUUCGGCAGUUCUAUAUCUUGGCUAUCUUGGGCUAUUGAACUACAGCAUAUACAGGACGAGCUGUUUCUCGAUAAAGAAGGGGGAGGAUAUUUCAAUACCCCUGGUGAGGAUCCUUCUAUUCUCCUCCGCGUGAAAGAAGACCAUGAUGGCGCGGAACCUUCCGGAAACUCUGUCUCGUUGAACAAUCUAGUGCGGUUGGCUUCCUUGGUUAGCACCAGUUCAGAUCAUUACAGAAGCAAUGCUGAACGUCUUUUGUCGGUGUUUGAGAAGAGGCUGAAUGAAACUGCCAUGGCUGUGCCCCUAAUGUGCUGUGGCGCGGACAUGUUAAAUGUCCCUUCUCGAAAGCAAGUUGUUCUAAUCGGGGACAAGUCAUCUUCACUUUUCGAAAGCAUGUUAGCCGCUGCUCAUAAAUCGUAUGAUCCUAACAAAACGGUUAUCCAUGUGGACCCUAACAACGCAGAAGAAAUGCGCUUUUGGGAGACGAACAAUGACAAGAUUGCCCUCAUGGCGAAAAGCAAUUAUGCACCGGAUAAAGUUGUGGCAUUAGUUUGCCGGGACUUCACGUGCAGUCCACCGGUGCACGACCCGGAUUCUCUUCAGUCUUUACUCUCAAAUCGCUAUUCCGUUCAGUUCUCUCUCGGCCAACACCUCGCAAAUUUCAGCAGCCUUCAAAACGCCGAAUCCACCAAAUAUCCGCCGGAAAAAGGCCUCGUCGUCUCCUUCCUGAUCAACUCGUGUGGCCUGUCGCCGAAGGACGCCGUUGCUGCCUCCAAGAGAGUGCAUUUCGACUCGCCCGACAAGCCCAACGACUUCCUGGGUGGUCUCCGAAAACAAGGUUUCACAGAGCCCCAGAUCUCUCGCAUCGUGAGGGACCAACCCAGGUUACUCACGUGGAACCCAGAAAAGUUCAUUCUGCCAAAGAUCCAAUUUUUCCGGCGGUCAUUAGUCGGUGUCUCUGAGAAGGACGUGCUCGACACCGUCUCACGAUUCCCUUGCUUCUUGGCCUCAAGCUUGGAGCACAAGCUCGAGCCCAACCUCGAUUACCUCAAGAAUCUUGUUGGGCCCGAAACGACCGAAACCCUCUUCCUGAAGGGAUCCCGCGCUCUGUUCAGGUUCGACCUCACGAGCAAAGUCAUCCCAAACAUGAACCAUCUGCAGGAGAUUGGAGUGCCCCCGGCCUGCCUCAAGCUUUCGUUAUUUCAGUGCAUUGGGAUAUUUUCCCUUGAACCCAAUGAAUUCAAGGAGCUGGCUCAGAACGUGAGGGAAAUGGGUUUCGACCCAUCGAAAUCGAUGUUUGUUCUUGCACUGUACGUUCUCUCGGGGAAGCCUCGUUUGGCUCUGUGGAACAAAUGUUAUCAAGUUUAUCAGAAAUGGGGUUGGUCGAGGGAUGACAUUUUGUCUGCAUUCUUGAAGCAUUCAAACUGCAUGCUUUGUUCGGAGAAGAAGAUCACUGCUGUCUUGGAAUUUGUGGUUCGGGAGCUUGGUCGGGAGGCCAGGGUAGUUGCUAGGUGCCCGAGCAUCAUCUUUUACAGUAUGGAGAAGAGGAUAGUCCCUAGGUGUACUCUCGUUCGUGACUUAGCUUCCAAGGGAUUGGUAAAAAAAAAUUGGGCCUUGAGUGCUUUGCCUUACGGAGAAAGAUUUCAUGAGGAAGUACGUGUGGAGAACAGUUUUGCCAUUAAAGCUCACCUCACGCUUGAUAGGUUUUGUUCUUGUUCUUUGGUGUCGUGUUGCCUCAACAAUGCGGAUAAUCUCAGAGCUAGAUUCCGCUUUGCCGAAGGUGACAUGCAUGCUCGGGAAUUGAAUCAUCUUUUGAGAAACUCAUCUGCAGUCAAUUGA